GGUGAGUGUUUUUAACAUCAGUAUUUUUCAUUUCUUGAGAAUGUCUGAAAGUACAGGGCGGUCGUUGGGUCAGAUUCCAGGAGCGAAAACAAUCAUUAUGUACAGGAACGGCGAUGCUUUUUAUCCUGGAAGAAAGUUUGUCGUCAACCAACGCCAAACGUCGACUUUCGACAGUUUCCUCAGCUUGGUUACUAGGGGUAUUCAGGCUCCUUUAGGAGCAGUGCGAAAGAUCUACACCCCUAGAGAGGGCCACAGAGUUCUGGAUUUGGGAGAGCUCAUACAUGGGGAGGGAUAUGUCGCAGCUGGAACCGAACGGUUGAAAAAAAUCGAUUACUGUCAUAUAACAACAAAGAGACCACAAAGAAAGAAAAAUAAACAGAUUCGACCUGUGGUUCACAGCAAAAUAAUUGUCCCGGCACGCUGGAGGGAAACCAUUAAUGAGCCAUGCAGCAUCAAUGUUUUUAGCAAUGGGGAUAUCUUGGUUCCUCCAGCUCGGAUCCUGCUGCCAAAAUAUACACUCACCAGCUGGGAGGGCGUGCUGGCCACGGUAACCGAGAAAGUGCACCUCCGCGCCGGAACCGUGCGCAGGUUGUGCAGGCUGGAUGGGACUCCGUUAUGUGGAGCAGCUGAGCUCAAGAACAACCAAUAUUAUGUUGCUGUGGGGGCGGAGAAAUUCCGCUAUUUGCCUUAUUUUCACUGGGUUCCAAACAAAGGAGUAAUCCUAGACUUCAACGAUGCCAUCCAUAAUGGUAUUCUUCCCCCCUUAAAGAAAGACAAGCACCCAAGAGAUGUGCUCACCCAUCCACCAGAAGACACUGGCGACUCCCACUUCUAUGCCAGGCCAGAGGGAGGCAAACAGCCAAGGCGCGCCUCGAAGGUCCCGCACCGUUUCACUGGGCAGAAGGACAGUGUGUUCCGAGUCACAGAGAAAAGGAAGGAAAUGGUCGGAGCAUCUGAAGUCCAAGAGGAUGGAAGUGUGAAGGUGGAACUGCCCAUAGAUCAGAUGGAAGCCAAAGUGGUUGAAGAGGAACAAAACGAAUACAAAUAUUCCCAACUUGAGACUGGGGGUCAGAGCCCUAACAGAGACUUCCACAGAGGUUAUGAUGUGAACUGGACUACAGCCUAUAAGACCGUAAACGGCUCAGCUGCAGAAGAGUUAGCGACAAACCCUCCCAUGCCCAGAGGAACGAGCGCCAAGGCUGGCCUAGAGCCAGAGUACAAGACAAAAGCAAACAGUAACAGCCUUCAGAGCAAAAAGGAGAGGCGAUGAUGGACCUUUAUUUUUUUUUAACAAGAAAUGACAUGGGAGGACCUGGAGAGCCACUGUACAUAUUCAAGCCACACAAUCCUCACAUUCACCCAUACCCACUUGAAGGAAAUGAAAGAGUGUUGUAAACCAAAUACAAAAGCUUCACUCUGGCAGAGUCACUGUAAAAGGAAUUUCUUGUAUAAGGAAAGUAUUGGAUAAUUACGAUUUGCUAUGAAUAUUGCAUGCACCCUAACACUCAGUGCAUAGUAAGUUGCCUAAUUGCAGGAAUUAAUUAUUAAGAAGGAGAGGUCUUGAAUGGCCACAUGGUGGCAUUUUUGAUAAAUUAUCUUAUGUAUUCCUUUUUUUAAUAUGAUGAUCUUUUAGAGGUGGGGAGGUUUUGACAUUAUGCUAAAUCAGCAUGCUCUGUGCAGAGGAUGAUAACUGCUCUACAGAGAGGCUUGGUAUCCCUCAAGUGGGAUUACUCAACUGAUUAAAGCCAAUAGAAUCAUCUAACAACAUUGCUGUGCUGGAGCAGAGCAACAAAUUAAACAUGCUACUCACAGGCUAGUUGGUAUGUAGAAUGAGGGCUUGUCAUUGACCUGCAGGUCAUGGUUUAAUAUCUUUGUUUAACAUGUUCACAGUAAUGAGGAAUACGAAAACAAGGCUUUAUCUUCCCUUACUUCCAACUCUGUAAUUGUGCUGCUACUUUACUAUGUAAAUAAAGUGCUUU
Electrophorus electricus (electric eel) is the source of this 1979-nucleotide messenger RNA. It is a transcript of the gene dcdc2c, whose product is annotated as doublecortin domain containing 2C. Gene Ontology annotation, biological process: intracellular signal transduction. NCBI's taxonomy places the organism in Eukaryota, Metazoa, Chordata, Actinopteri, Gymnotiformes, Gymnotidae. The record is from RefSeq and is a predicted model, not a curated record. Gene Ontology annotation, cellular component: microtubule organizing center; microtubule.